AUGCCGCUGAGCUCGGCCGCGGCGGGGCCGGGCGGCGCCGAGCCGGCCUGGGGCAACUUGACGGCGGAGGGCAACGACAACGGCAGCCGAGCCGCCCCGCCGGGGCUCUCCGCAUCGGCCGAGGGGGCGGACGGGCCGCCGUCGGCGCAAGAGCGGGCGCUCUUCGCCGUCCGCUGCGUGCUUCCUUCGCUCUACCUGCUGAUCAUGGUCGUGGGCUUGCUGGGCAACGUCACGCUGCUGAAGGUCUUCGCGGGCCGGAGCGCGGCGCGCAGCGUGCCCAACAUCUUCAUCUCCAGCCUGGCCGUCGGCGACCUCCUGCUGCUGCUCACCUGCGUGCCCGUCGACGCCUCCCGCUUCCUGCUCGAGGACUGGUUCUUCGGCGAGCUCGGCUGCAAGCUGAUCCCGGCUAUCCAGCUCACCUCGGUGGGCGUUUCGGUCUUCACGCUGACCGCCCUCAGCGCCGACAGGUACAAGGCAAUUGUAAACCCAAUGGAUAUUCAAACAUCCAAUGCAGUCCUGUGGACCUGUUUCAAAGCAAUUGCUAUCUGGAUAAUUUCCAUCUUGCUAGCAGUUCCUGAAGCGGUUUUCUCUGAAGUGGCACAUAUCAAUGAUGCAGAUAAUGUCAGUUUCACAGAAUGUAUACGAUAUCCCUCGAAGGAUGCUUUGCACCCAAGAAUCCACUCAGUGAUGAUACUUUUGGUAUACCUCCUUAUCCCCCUCACCAUCAUUUCUAUCUACUAUUACCAUAUUGCAAGGACUUUAAUUAAGAGUGCACAUAAUUUACCUGGAGAAUACAGUGAACAAUCUAAAAGACAGAUGGAAACUCGAAAGCGUCUGGCCAAAAUUGUAUUAGUCUUCGUUGGCCUUUUUGCUGUAUGCUGGUUGCCUACCCAUGUACUGUACAUGUAUCGGUCCUUUAACUACAAAAAGAUUGACCCAUCACUUGGCCACAUGAUCAUCACCUUGGUAGCCCGAGUGCUCAGCUUCUGCAAUUCAUGCGUCAACCCCUUUGCUCUCUAUUUCCUCAGCGAGAGCUUUAGGCGGCAUUUCAACAGCCAGCUUUGCUGUCACUUGAUGCCACAUCAACCAAGAUCUGCCAGUUACCUGAACAGUUCCUCAGCCAUUCGAAUGACUUCUGUGGAGAACAAUGCCAGGAACACUGUUGCCAUGACAACACUGCUGAAUGGGCAUAACCCCAAACAAGAUGCUUCAUUGUGA
Messenger RNA from Varanus komodoensis (Komodo dragon), 1218 nucleotides. RefSeq names its product neuromedin B receptor (gene NMBR). The coding region runs from base 1 to 1218 and encodes 405 amino acids. Gene Ontology annotation, molecular function: bombesin receptor activity. Gene Ontology annotation, biological process: bombesin receptor signaling pathway. The record is from RefSeq and is a predicted model, not a curated record. The transcript has 3 exons. NCBI's taxonomy places the organism in Eukaryota, Metazoa, Chordata, Lepidosauria, Squamata, Varanidae. Gene Ontology annotation, cellular component: membrane.